AUGCAUAUCGCCUGGUCUGCGCUGGCUUUCAGCGCAACUACUUUAGCCCAGGUAACGGGGUCCGGGCCCAUCAAGUUCAUCUCCAAGGGUAAUCCAAUCCUCUCAGAUGGCUCGUGGUACUCGGCCGACCCUGCACCUCUGGUGGUCAACAAUACACUCUACAUCCUCACCGGACGGGACAGCGCUGCUCCAGAUGAAAACAACUUUAUCAUGGAGCAGUGGGGAAUGUUCGUCUCCUCGACACCAAAUACUGCCGGCUCCGAAUGGAUGCUUUACCCGAAAGUCGCAGAGCCGCACCAGCUGUUCGCCUGGGCUGCUCCCGGGACCUCAUACGCAGCACAAGUGGUUCAAGGCUGCGACGGUCGAUUCUACAUGUACGCUCCGGUGACACAGGCCAAUAGCAAGAAUGCAGACCCGUUUGCUAUUGGGGUGGCGGUGUCCGACUCUCCUACCGGGCCCUAUGUCGAUGCUCACCCGUCUGGCCCGAUCAUCUCGCAGUCAGUGCCUCCGCCGGGCAAUUCCAUCCAGAACAUCGAUCCCACUGUGCUCGUGGACGACGACGGCAAGGUCUACAUGUACUUUGGCACCUUUGGCGCAUUACGCGCAUAUGAGCUUGACGCGGACAUGGUCACUGUGCGGUCGUCCGUCACUCAGGUUAACGGACUGACAGGGUUUUUCGAGGCCCCGUGGCUGAUGAAGCGCAAGGGCGUCUACUAUCUGCUAUUCGCAGCCAACAACGCAGGCCCGGACUCGCCCUGCACACCAACCUCGUACCACGCCUGUAUCGCCUAUGCGACAGCCUCCUCCCCGCUGGGUCCGUGGAAAUUCCGGGAUGUCAUUCUACCCAUCGUCUCUUCGACAACCUCCCACCCUGGCGCGAUCGAGCUCAAUGGUGAAUGGUUCCUUGUCUACCACACGGCGGACGCCACAGGAGGCGGCCAUUUCCGCCGCAGUAUCGCGCUGGACAAGCUCAACUGGGACGAUAAUCAGUCGCCACCAGCAAUCCGUAAGGUCGUCCAGACGUUUGGACCCAAGCCACCAGCUCCUCCAACAUACAACAUUGCGCCCAAAGCUGUGGCCAGCUCGAAGUAUCCCUCAGGGAUUCAGUACUGGAUAAAGGCCGUCAAUGAUGGAAUCGUUCGGGCCAACCCGCUGCCCCCGGAUUACUGGAGUUCCUAUGAAGCAGAAAAGUCCCGAGAGACCAGCGUGCUUACCUAUGUGUGGAAAGAAUCUGUGGAACUCAACGGGACCCGCCGGGCUAACGUGGGAGUUGCGCCCCCAAAGAAAUGGUUCGUGGAAUAUCUGGAUCAGUCGUCCAACUGGAAGCCUGUUGUCAACACCACUCCCUAUCCCCUGAAGGUGACCGACACUCCGCAGGUGGUGAAAUUCCAAACCAUCCGCACCACCUCGAUCCGUGCCACCCUGAUCGCAUCCGGCUCGGGCGGACAGUUUGCCGGUGUUGGCGUGAAGGAAUGGGAAGCUUUGGCGACAGAGCUGCAGAAAAGCUGA
Messenger RNA from Aspergillus novofumigatus IBT 16806, 1509 nucleotides. RefSeq lists its product as uncharacterized. The transcript is spliced from 2 exons. Bases 1 to 1509 code for a protein of 502 amino acids. The record is from RefSeq and is a predicted model, not a curated record. Lineage: Eukaryota; Fungi; Ascomycota; Eurotiomycetes; Eurotiales; Aspergillaceae. Gene Ontology annotation, biological process: carbohydrate metabolic process. Gene Ontology annotation, molecular function: hydrolase activity, hydrolyzing O-glycosyl compounds.